GCAUGCCCCGUGAGCCCCCGGCUGGCUCUGGUCUGGAGUCGGAAGCCUGGGAGCCCCUGACCCGGGCGAGCGGCCGCGAGGGUUUUGACGAGCUACUAUGGAACAGGAUAAAAGAAACUAGGAGAUUUUUUAAUAUCAGUUUUCUCUUUGACCACAGUGAUCCUGUUGUAACUUGUUUCUAUAUUUCAAGACUUUACUUUCUAAAAGAAUAUGACAGAUACCUAGCAUCUAGCAAAACCAUGGCAGCUGCUUAUCUUGACCCAAACUUGAAUCACACCCCAAGUUCGAGUACCAAGACACACCUCAGUACUGGGAUGGAGCGUUCUCCUGGGGCCAUGGAGCGAGUAUUAAAAGUCUUUCAUUAUUUUGAAAAUAGUAGUGAGCCAACCACAUGGGCCAGUAUUAUCAGGCAUGGAGAUGCCACUGAUGUCAGAGGCAUCAUUCAGAAGAUUGUGGACAGUCACAAAGUAAAGCAUGUGGCCUGUUAUGGAUUUCGACUCAGUCAUCUUCGUUCAGAGGAAGUUCACUGGCUACAUCUGGAUAUGGGUGUUUCCAAUGUGAGAGAAAAAUAUGAACUAGCUCACCCACCAGAGGAGUGGAAGUAUGAAUUGAGAAUUCGUUACUUGCCAAAAGGAUUUUUGAACCAGUUUACAGAAGACAAGCCAACUUUGAAUUUCUUUUAUCAGCAGGUGAAAAACGACUAUAUGUUAGAAAUAGCUGAUCAAGUGGACCAGGAAAUUGCUUUGAAGUUGGGUUGCCUUGAAAUACGGAGAUCGUACUGGGAAAUGAGGGGCAAUGCCCUGGAGAAGAAAUCUAACUAUGAAGUAUUAGAAAAGGAUGUUGGUUUAAAGAGAUUUUUUCCUAAGAGUUUGCUGGAAUCUGUCAAGGCCAAAACCCUCAGAAAAUUGAUACAACAAACAUUUCGUCAGUUUGCCAAUCUUAAUAGAGAAGAAAGUAUUCUGAAAUUCUUUGAAAUUCUCUCUCCGGUGUACAGAUUUGAUAAAGAAUGCUUCAAAUGUGCUCUUGGGUCAAGUUGGAUCAUUUCUGUGGAGCUGGCAAUUGGCCCAGAAGAAGGCAUCAGUUACCUUACAGACAAGGGCUCCAAUCCUACACAUCUUGCAGACUUCAAUCAAGUUCAGACCAUUCAGUAUUCAAACAGUGAUGACAAAGACAGAAAAGGAAUGCUGCAACUGAAAAUAGCAGGAGCACCUGAGCCUCUCACAGUGACAGCCCCAUCUUUAACCAUUGCAGAGAAUAUGGCUGACUUAAUAGAUGGAUAUUGCCGACUAGUUAAUGGAGCUACACAAUCUUUUAUCAUUAGACCUCAGAAAGAAGGUGAACGAGCCUUACCAUCAAUACCAAAGCUAGCCAACAAUGAGAAGCAAGGAGUAAGGACACAUACAGUCUCUGUAUCAGAUGAAAUUAGUGGGGACGAAACAGAUGACUAUGCUGAAAUUAUAGAUGAAGAAGAUACUUAUACAAUGCCCUCAAAAAGCUAUGGAAUAGAUGAAGCCAGGGAUUAUGAGAUACAAAGAGAAAGGAUAGAACUUGGACGCUGUAUUGGAGAAGGCCAGUUUGGAGACGUACAUCAAGGAGUUUACAUGAGUCCAGAGAAUCCAGCAAUGGCAGUUGCAAUUAAAACAUGUAAAAACUGUACCUCUGACAGUGUGAGAGAAAAAUUCCUUCAAGAAGCCUUAACAAUGCGUCAAUUUGAUCACCCACAUAUUGUGAAGUUGAUUGGAGUUAUAACAGAAAACCCUGUCUGGAUAAUCAUGGAACUCUGCACACUAGGAGAGCUGCGGUCAUUUUUGCAAGUGAGAAAAUACAGCUUGGAUUUGGCAUCUUUGAUUCUAUAUGCUUACCAGCUUAGUACAGCCCUUGCCUACCUAGAAAGUAAAAGAUUUGUGCAUAGGGACAUUGCUGCUAGAAAUGUGCUGGUAUCUUCAACUGACUGUGUAAAAUUAGGAGACUUUGGUUUGUCUCGAUAUAUGGAAGAUAGUACUUACUACAAAGCUUCUAAGGGAAAAUUACCUAUUAAAUGGAUGGCUCCAGAGUCAAUCAAUUUUAGACGUUUUACCUCAGCUAGUGAUGUGUGGAUGUUUGGUGUGUGCAUGUGGGAAAUUUUGAUGCAUGGUGUAAAGCCUUUUCAAGGAGUGAAGAACAAUGAUGUAAUUGGUCGAAUUGAAAAUGGUGAACGAUUGCCAAUGCCUCCAAAUUGUCCUCCUACCCUCUACAGCCUUAUGACAAAGUGCUGGGCAUAUGAUCCCAGUAGAAGACCCAGGUUUACUGAACUCAAAGCACAGCUCAGUACAAUACUGGAGGAAGAGAAGCUCCAGCAAGAAGAACGAAUGAGAAUGGAAUCAAGAAGGCAAGUCACAGUGUCCUGGGAUUCAGGAGGCUCAGAUGAAGCUCCUCCCAAGCCCAGCCGACCUGGUUACCCUAGCCCAAGAUCCAGUGAAGGUUUUUAUCCUAGUCCACAACAUAUGGUACAAGCCAAUCAUUAUCAGGUCUCUGGUUAUACUGGUUCUCAUGGAAUAACAGCUAUGGCUGGCAGCAUUUAUCCUGGUCAGGCAUCUCUGUUGGAUCAAACAGAGUCUUGGAACCACCGACCUCAAGAAGUAUCAAUGUGGCAGCCCAACAUGGAGGACUCUGCCUCGUUGGACAUGAGGGGAUUAGGCCAAGUUCUUCCAGCGCAUCUUAUGGAAGAGAGGUUGAUACGACAGCAGCAGGAAAUGGAAGAAGAUCAACGUUGGCUUGAGAAGGAAGAGAGAUUUUUGUACUUUGUAGUAAAGCCUUUUUUGAACCUCUAAAAAAAAAAGAGAGAGAGAGAAGACUUCAUUUCCUCUACUAUUUGAAGAAUGAAAUUCCUCAGGAUCUACUUUCCGUAAGAUCUGUCAUUGUUCACAAGCUUCAAAUGAUCCCCACCCCAUUGCUGAUUCACACCUGUUUUGUCUGUCUGCUGCUGACACAUUUCUCCUAAAAAAUGUAUCAUGCUUUAUCAUUGAUUCAGUUAGUCCUUCUAUUCACUCUAGAUCAUCCUUAUUGCCUGUCCCAAGUUAAAUUACAUUUAUCCAUAUGUCCAGCCACCAUCACCACAUCUCUAGGAAGUAGAUGUGCAGACAUUAAGUUGAUAUUCACAGUAAAAAUAAGAUCAGCCAGGCUCUGUUAAACACAUUCUGAAAUAUAUUAGUUUAAACCUUAAGACCAGUAAGAUAUGUCCAGCCAUAGAUCACAUAAUCAUGGAGUUGCCAGGACUUCAGAGCUCAUCUAGUUAAGCUCAUACCUGAACAAGAUUGUUCUCCAAUGUGUCCAACAGAGAAUCCUCAAGUCUUCGCUUGAAGUCUUCCAGGAGCCUGUGCCACUUUUGAUGACCUAAUUGUUAAGAAGUUUUUCUUACAGCAAGUUUAAAUUUGAUUCUUUGUGAUUUCUACUAUUACUUCUAGCAUAGACUCUGGGGCCAGGCAGAAUAAUUCUGACUGUUCUCCCACAUGAUAGCCCUUCAAAUACUUGAAGAUACCCUCUUCAGUAUUUUCUUCUCCAGGGUAAACAUAUCUCCUUCCUUCAACCAUUCCCCAUAUGACACGUCCUUGAUCAUGGUUGUCUUCCUCCAGAUACUCUUCAACUUAUUAGUGUCCUUUCUAAAAUAUGGCACCUGGUACUGAAUGCUACUUCUCAUGUGGUUGUGCCCUAGCAGAAGGAAAAAGAAUGAUUACCUCUCUUGUUCUAGACACUGCAUUUCUUAAGGCAGCCUAAUAUCAUAUUGACUUUCUUGGAUACAGUUUUCAUAUAGACCCAGAUCUUUUUCAAAGAAGCUGCUGCUUAGCCUUGCUUCUUCUCUCUGUCUUUUGAAGAUGACCUUUUUUUCAUCCCAAUGUAAGAUUCCAUAGGAAAGAGAUUAGACUUUCAUCUUCUUGGAUCCAGCCCAUUAUUCUACCCUGUUCCAAAUUUAUUUAAUUUCUGAUUUCAUCUAAGAUAUCAGCAAUUCCAGUUAGUAGUUAACUAAUUCCAAGGACCAAUUUUGUCUCCUCAGAAUCCUAUCAUCAAGGAUCAUAAGAAAGUCUAAUAGGCAUAGGGCCUGGGAGUGGUUUUGUGAUACUUUGAUGAUAUUUAAAGAAGGAAGAAAAGGGAAGAAAGAAGUAAAAUACUAAGAGGAAAGAGGAUGAGGGCAAUAAUCUCACAAAAUGUGAGUAUAUAAAGAGAAGACUAUAUAUCCUAUGAUUAGGCACUGAGCAAGGGAAAAAGAAGAAGGGAAGUAGAGCAGAAGAAGAUUUUAUCAAACUAGAUCAUAUGUGCUACCUGCCUCUUUACAGAUUAGUCUGAAUAAUGAAUUCCCUGAAAUAUAUUUGAAUUUAUACUAUUGAAAGUUUAUUAUUAUAUAAAAUAUGAUAAUUAUUUAAACAAAUCAUGAAAAGGAUAGAACAUUGGGCUAAAUCCAGUAAAAUAAAAGUUUAUCUCACUCUCCUGUAAAAUCUUAAAUUUGGAUUAAUAAAUGACCUUUACAAUUCAAAAGUAGGAUGAGGAGACAGCAUUUUCUUUGAAAAAGAUCUGAACCUUUUAAAAAUUAUACCAGAAGCUCUAUCUGAACUGAGAGUAUCAUGCAAAAGCCAAGAAAGUCAAUGUGAUGAUAGGCCCUCUUGAGAGACGCCAAGACAAGAAAGGUGAGCUCCCUAUUUUCUUCUACUAUGGUACAACCACAUCUUUAGUAUUUGUUAUAUUCAGUACUGGGUGCCAUAUUUUAGGAAGAGUAGUGUCUCCCCAUCUUAAAAUAUCAACAGUUAAUCCUAGUUUAGUCCCUUAUAGUUCUUUCUUCUUGUUUACUUUUUUAUGUUUCGUAGACUUCUGUAUUUGUACUUCAGUUACUAUGAAAUUCCUGUAUUUUCAUCAGAAAUGCUUGGAAGUCUUCUAAUUUCAUUAAAGGUCUAUUUUCCCCCUAUAGAAUUGUAUUCAUUUUUUGGUAGAUAAAAUUAUUCUUAACUAUAAAUCUUUAUCCUUUGCUUUCUGGAUAUUGUAUUUAAGCUGUUAUAUCUUGUUAUAUAAUAAUUAAAAUAAUAGCUAACAUUUUUAUAGCAAACAACUUUGAGGCAGCUACUGUGCUAAGGACUUUGCGAUUAUUAUACCAUUCGAUCCUAAAAAUAAAAAAAAUAAUAAAUAAUAAAUUUUAACCUGGAAGGAGACAGGAAAAUUGAAACAGAGAGCGAUUCUGACUUACCCAGAAUUACACAGCUAAUCAAUGUCUAAGGCCAGAUUUGAACUCUAGCCUUCCUGAGUCUAGGCCCAGCACUUUAAGCAUUGUACCACCCACUGCCUCCUCUGUGGUUCUUUGGUAAUUAAAUUCUUUCUGGCUACUUGGCAAUAAUUUGUUCUUUGACCUGGAAGUUCUAAAUUUAAGUUUUAAUAUUCCUGGGAGUUUUCCUUUGGGAGUUUAUUUCAGAAGGGAAGUAGUAGAUUCUUUCCAUUUUUACUGUGCCCUCUGAUUCUAAGAUGUCUGAAAGGUUUUAUGAUUUCUUGCAAUAGGAUACCUUGGCCUUUUUUUAAAAUCAUUAAAAUCAUCAUGCUUUCAGGCAAUGUAGUGAUACUGAAAUUAUCUGUCCUUGAUCUAUUUUACAAGUCAGUUGUUUUAUACUUUCUUCUAUUUUAUCAGCCUUUUGGAUUCCAGUUACAUAGAUACCAUAGCACCAAGCUAUUAAUUUUCUUUCCAAUUCUUUUUUUCUACAGUUCUCAUUUCUUUUC
Molecule: messenger RNA, 5730 nt
Organism: Sarcophilus harrisii (Tasmanian devil)
Lineage: Eukaryota; Metazoa; Chordata; Mammalia; Dasyuromorphia; Dasyuridae
Gene: PTK2
Product: protein tyrosine kinase 2
Exons: 30
Coding region: 3-2810 (935 amino acids)
Biological process (GO): signal complex assembly; protein phosphorylation
Cellular component (GO): focal adhesion; cytoskeleton
Molecular function (GO): protein tyrosine kinase activity; ATP binding
Source: RefSeq, a predicted model, not a curated record